This is a messenger RNA of Sphaeramia orbicularis (orbiculate cardinalfish), 1078 nucleotides long. It is a transcript of the gene tstd1, whose product is annotated as thiosulfate sulfurtransferase like domain containing 1. The transcript has 4 exons. The record is from RefSeq and is a predicted model, not a curated record. Bases 115 to 474 code for a protein of 119 amino acids. Lineage: Eukaryota; Metazoa; Chordata; Actinopteri; Kurtiformes; Apogonidae.
CUUUUUUUGUGUCUAAGCCAAUGAUGUGUCACCAAACAGUAUGAGGAAGAAGGUGUGUGCUCUAGACGGACAGUUGAACGGCUCAUUCAUAUCUAGAGGCUCCACACAAGCAGGAUGGCGAGUAAAGUCACAAAGGAAAUAUCUUAUGCAGAUCUCAAAGCACUUCUGGGAAAGAGCCAGAAUCUCCUCCUUAUUGAUGUCCGCACUAAAGAAGAAGUGGAUAAAGGACGCAUCCCAGGGUCCAUACACAUCCCAGUUAACACAGUAGAGGAAGCUCUUGCAAUGGAGCCAGAAGAAUUCAAGUCCAAGUAUGGAGUAACCAAGCCACCAUUGGAUACCCCAGAACUGGUGUUUCAUUGCCAGAUGGGCAAGAGAGGGGCAACAGCCACAAGCAAAGCCCUUGAAGCAGGAUAUUUGAAUGCGUGCAAUUAUGCUGGAGGAUACAAGGAGUGGUUUGAGAAAGAGGGAAAAUAACUGAAGAAUUGCCUUAUUUAUUAUGUCUUUUCUAGUAACAAUAGCGUGGGUUUCCCCUCAGGUUUCAGAGGACUUAGGUGCUGUCUGGGUUACACUAUUUGUAGAAGAUUUUGAAGCAUGGAUUGAGGGUUUGGGUUCUGUUUAACAGAAUUCAAAAAAGCAUAUUUUUAAACAAAAUGGAAUUUAUAUUAAGGUAAAUUUAAACCACCAUUAUCACCAUGUCUGUGCAAAAGAAUUUAAAAGUCUGAGCAGAUAAUAAAUAAUAUCUUAAAAGCUUAACAUUUAAACUUGCCAGAGAAGAUGGUUUGCAUAUAUUAUAUCUGGGAAAAGUCCUCAAGGUAGUUUUCAUGCUCUUUGUUUUUUUUUUGUUGUGGUAUUUUGUUUUACAUUUUUGGGGCUUAUGUACUUGUUUUGAGGCUUGGAUGAACCAGAACCUUAAAAUGAACAAAAAAACAAUAAUCAUUACAGAUGAUAAGUAUCUUGGCAUUUUGUUUUUUAUUGUUUCAUAUUGUGUUUUAUAAGUACCUGUAACCAGCACAUUGGCUUUUUAAAAAUCUUUCUAUGCUCAGUUAUUCAAAUAAAUAAAUAUUUCUUAAUAAAUGUA